Molecule: messenger RNA, 1101 nt
Organism: Neurospora hispaniola
Lineage: Eukaryota; Fungi; Ascomycota; Sordariomycetes; Sordariales; Sordariaceae
Exons: 3
Coding region: 222-845 (207 amino acids)
Source: RefSeq, a predicted model, not a curated record
AUAAUAGGGACGGUGUUUAGACAGACGUUGUCGCCAAGUGGGGUUCUGGACGUCCAUAAAUAUCCCCCAUCCGUCGACGUCUCUCACAUUCUUCCUUCUUUCAACAACCACAAGCUUGCCUACUAAAGCCUUUUGCUUCGAAGCAGUCGCCGAACUCAUCUUUCUGACAAUUUUGUCAACCAAAUCCUUCCCAGCCGACCUCAUCUCACUCAGCCGUCAAAAUGCCUCCCAAAGCCAACCAGGACGUUGCCGGUCAGAUGAACUUCCUCUUGACUUGCAUCAAGCACUCGACCAAUGGCAAGAUCAACUGGACUGAAGUUGCCGAGGAGCUCAGCAUCGUAUCCAAGGCCGCAGCUGCCAAACGCUACGAGCGCCUCCUCAAAGCGCACGACAUCCAGCCGCCCAAGAACUACGGCUCCUUGACCGAUGAUGUGGGCGCCAGCGGCGCGAGCAGCCCGGCCAAGGCCAAGACUCCUCGGGCUCCCCGCAGCACUAAGCGCAAGAGGGCCACUGCAACCGUCAACUACAACGAGGAUUCCGGCAAUGAGGAAGGUUCCGGUGACAACCGUGAGCCCUUCACGUACAAGGCGGAACCGGAGGAUUCCGAUGACGACGAGAAGCAACGCCCGCUGAAGAAGGAGAAGACUACUCCUGAGAUGCAGACCAAGCAGGAGGAGGAGGAUGAUGGUGAGUCUGACUACUUUUCUUGUUGCUCUGACGAUGUCGACCUUUUGGAUGAAGAAGAUGCAGCAUACGGGUGGGAAGGCAAAGGAUAUGAUGUGCUAAUGGAUGUUGUUGGGAGGAUAGAGGGAGAAGACAACUACAAGUAUGAGGGUGAAAUCUGAGCAUCCCACAUACAACCGAUCAGCCACUGGGGCAGAGACCAAUGACGCCAAAAUGCGGAGGAAAAUGGUAGUUCGUGUUGAUACAGUGCGGUGAAGAAUCUGGAUGGUGUUUGAGCAUGGAGUUGGGGCUUUUGUAGUGUGCUUUUGCUCUUUGCUCUGUUCCAGUCCAUCGAAGGUACUAUGUUCAUGGCAGGUUUUACUUUGUGCAUCAGGACAGGCGGUGAUGAGGUUUGGGCAGGUUGAUGGUAAUGGAUGC